This is a messenger RNA of Fraxinus pennsylvanica, 1785 nucleotides long. The record is from the annotation of a GenBank genome assembly. Lineage: Eukaryota; Viridiplantae; Streptophyta; Magnoliopsida; Lamiales; Oleaceae.
AUGGGAGAUUAUGAAGUAAUUGAGCAGAUUGGGAGAGGUGCUUUUGGAGCAGCAUUUCUUGUUCUUCACAAAACUGAGAAAAAAAAGUACGUUUUAAAGAAGAUUAGUUUGGCUAAGCAAACGGAGAAGUUCAAGCGAAUCGCUCACCAGGAGAUGAAUUUAAUUUCGAAACUACACCAUCCAUAUAUUGUCGAAUAUAAAGAUGCUUGGGUCGACAAGGGAUGCUGUAUAUGCAUUGUAACAAGUUAUUGUGAAGGCGGAGACAUGGCUGAGAUCUCAAGGAAGAGUAGAGGAGCAUUUUUUCCAGAGGAGAAUCUUUGCAAGUGGUUAACUCAGUUGUUAUUAGCUGUGGACUACCUGCAUUCCAACCGAGUCCUCCAUAGAGAUUUGAAGUUGUCUAACAUAUUCAUCACAAAGGACAAUGACAUUCGUCUUGGUGAUUUUGGAUUGGCGAAACUUCUCAAUGCGGAAGGCCUUGCCUCCUCGGUCGUUGGAACUCCCAAGUACAUGUGCCCGGAGCUUCUUGCAGAUAUACCGUAUGGCUACAAAUCGGACAUAUGGUCUCUUGGCUGCUGUUUGUUCGAGAUUGCUGCACACCAACCACCUUUUAGAGCUCCUGAUAUGGAUGGACUCGUAAACAAAAUAAACAGAUCUUCCAUUUCUCCACUUCCUAUUGUGUACUCCUCCACUCUGAAACAGAUCAUUAAGAGCAUGCUACGGAAAAGUCCAGAACGCAGGCCAACAGCUGCGGAGCUGUUAAGGAACGCGCAUUUGCAGCCAUUUCUCCUUCAGUGUCACGGCCCAUCUACUGUCUUUCUUCCUGUGAAGUCUCCUAACAACUCGAAGGAGAAAAUUAGAAGACCUUCUCCCUGCAAAUCUGGCAGUGGAAAAGACGACAAAGAAAGGGAGGUAAAACUAACAGAGAGGAGACUGCUUCCAGCGUAUGAGGAAACUGCUGAUAUGCAACGUCGAAGGCUACUGGAAGGGGAUAACUCAAUAGGAGAUGAACUUGAGACGAAGAGGGUCGAUCCCACGAGCUAUUCAGGUAAAAUAUCUUCUGACAGUGAAGACUCGAAAAGUGAGAAAACAAGUUGUGAGACGACUGCUUGCGAUGGAGACAAUCAGGACAACAUUGAAUCUUCAUCACAAAAAGAAUGCAGCAGCACUAUGGAUAUUUUGACGUUUCCAUCGAAUGCACAGCUAAAAGAGGGAGAAGAAUCUCCUCAAAAGCACGUUCCACAAUUGGAGGCUCUACCCAGUCCCGGGGUAAAUGAGGAAACAGAAACUAACGUUGAGGAUUUUGUUUCUGUGAAAAACAGUAAAACUGCAAGAUGUGAAGCUGAUGCAGAACCAAGAAACUAUUUGAACGAAGAAGAAAGCACCGGUGAUUGUUCAGGAGUACGUUUAGACAACGCAUUGAUUGAAAGUACGGACGAGGUGAAAGUUACAGCAGAUACCAAAAAUGACCUAGUGCAAAUCCAGGAAGAUGACGUGCAAGUGAUAAAUCAUGCAUCUACUGAAGAAGAAUCAUUGAUAAGUGCAUUAGUCGGAAUUGCUACCGAUGAAAACAAGGGUGAGUGGGAAAACCCGAGCCAACAGAGAGCUGAUGCUUUAGAGUCUUUGCUUGAAGUAUGUGCACGUUUACUUAAGCAGGACAAGCUCGUUGAGCUCGCAGGCGUGUUGAAACCGUUCAGUGAAGAUGCCAUCUCAUCAAGAGAAACAGCAAUCUGGUUGACAAAUAGCCUGAUGAAUGUGCAAAAUCUGCAAAAAGGUUCUAGUUCUUAG